UUGAACGAUCAUUCUCUUUUUCCCGUUGAUAUCUAUACAUUUAAUUGCACGAACAGAUUUAUUUGAUUAGCUAGGUCCGUUUUUACUCACAGUGUUGGCAAGCUUAGGAUGUCCUUACAAUCAAUAAAGUCUUCCUUGACUUUCAUUUCUGCAACCCAUUUACAGAAUGCAGAUACCUGUUUUUGUGUUUUCUCUUUCCCCCCUUUUAUUUCUCUCUGUCUCUUGCUUGUGCCUCCCUAAAUCAAGGUGCAAAGACGCCAAACAGUGAUGAAAUGAAAAGAAAGCCAAUUGCUGGACUGAGGUGGGGGAGAUAGCUGCUAGGAGUCCGCCUGCGACUAUGGAGCAGGCAGUAAUUGCUGGAGACAGGGAAAGCUGGGGGUUGGGCUGAGGUAGCCAUGUAUAAAUAGUGUGAUCUCAAAUUGAAAGGCAUAAAUAACAGCAGGAGUGAUCUAACCCUAUACAGCCCAUCUUCUACGUGCAAAAAAAGCGUGCAGAGGACGGCCAGAUCUCCUACUGAAAACAAGUGGAUCUCUGUGGAUAAGAUCACCGGGCAGUCAUGGAAGAACUUACAGCUUUUGUAUCCAAAUCUUUUGACCAGAAAAGCAAAGAGAGCAGCAGCAGUAGUAGCAGCAGCAACAAGAAGGAGACUAUCACGUACAGGGAAGUUUUGGAGAGUGGGUUGGCUCGAUCCAGGGAGCUUGGAAACUCGGACACUAACCUGCAGGACAUUACUGAGAGCAGCAACCAUUGCCCGGUGCAUCUUUUCAAAGACCACGUAGAGAGUGACAAGGACAAACUGAAAGAGUUCAGCACGGGCAGGACUUCGGAAGGGAUCUACGAGUGCAAAGAGAAAAGAGAAGACGUGAAGUCAGAGGACGAGGAUGGACAGACCAAGCUCAAGCAGAGGAGAAGCAGAACCAAUUUCACGCUAGAGCAGCUGAAUGAGCUGGAAAGACUUUUUGACGAGACUCACUAUCCAGAUGCCUUCAUGAGGGAGGAACUAAGCCAGAGGCUGGGGCUCUCCGAAGCUAGAGUUCAGGUCUGGUUCCAGAACAGGAGAGCGAAGUGCCGAAAGCAGGAGAAUCAGAUGCACAAAGGGGUGAUCCUGGGAACUGCCAGCCAUUUAGACGCCUGCCGAGUGGCCCCUUAUGUGAAUAUGGGAGCCCUGAGGAUGCCUUUCCAGCAGGUAGUCCAAGCGCAGCUGCAGCUGGAAGGCGUGGCCCACGCCCACCCGCACCUCCACCCGCACCUGGCGGCCCACGCGCCCUACCUGAUGUUCCCCCCGCCGCCCUUCGGACUCCCCAUCGCCUCUUUGGCCGAGUCCGCCUCCGCCGCCGCGGUGGUGGCCGCGGCUGCCAAGAGCAACAGCAAAAACUCCAGCAUCGCCGACCUGCGGCUUAAGGCCAGGAAACAUGCCGAGGCGCUGGGGCUCUGACACUGUCCGCCCGGGGGGGGGAGUGGGGCCAGGACUCCCGCUUCCCCCUCCGCACCGCCCCGACGGGACUCUCCCUAGGCCGGCUGGGGGUGGGGGAGCCAGGCUCGCUGGCUUUUGCAAGGACUCGUAAAGACGAUCGCUACAGCCUCCCACCCCCCAGUUUUGGCUGCCCCUUCGCGCUCCGAGCCUUCGCAUCCGCUCCGGCUCCUGUGAAGACGGAGGGGGUCCAGUUGCUUCCCCUCCUUUUGUAGUUUCCAGGCACCCUAGCGCUCCCUAGUUAAAACUGCUCCCCAGAUGCACUGCUAGGGCGAGCCCAUCCCGAAUCUGAGUGAAGAGUCAUCCGAUUACACGCACACAGCCACACACACACACACGCAACAGCAAAGACUUUCCGGAGGAUAACCUAGGUGGGGAACAAAAUCUUUAAAUUAUCCUAAUCUGCGAACAGUGGGACAGUUGGAUUUUUGAUCCUGGCCAAAGCGAUUCACAUCAGCGUGAGGUCAUCGGCUGCUGUCAGUUUUGCGACCAUGUGCAUGUGUGUAACGAAGCACAUUUUGAAGAUGGUAACCUCUCUGAUCGAAACAAAACAAACACAAAUAAUAAUUAAAAAAAAUCCGUGGGGCUGGUCUCCAUUAAAGAUGACAUUUCUUUGUUGCCAACAGUAUUAUUUCACUGCCAUGAAUAUCUUCCAUCGCUGAGGAGCUGCUGCUGCAGAACUGGUUUGAAUUUAUAUGUGGAAUUUCAGAUUUGAGGCAAGGCAGGUUUCUUUUUUAUUUUCAGAAAAAAAAGCAGCAAUAACAACAACAAAAAGUGUCUCUCUACUGGCUGAAAGUCUUUUGGAAAGAAGAAGAAAAAACUAGAGAAACAGACUAGAAUUUACUAGCCAGGAGUGGUGACUUGAAUGUUGGGAACAAUUCUGCUUUACCCAGAAUCACGUGAACUUCAGAUGCAUUGUGCCAUAGGAGCAGGUCGACUUUCUGAUUUUUUUUCUCCCUAAUGUCAGGAUUUUUUAAUUGAAAUCUUUCUGUUUUACAGGAUAUAGGAAGAAUGACUCGCACAACAAAGAUGGACAUAUGGUUUUAAGGCAUAAUACUGAUGCAGCAUUACUUCUAGUGAAAUGCAAUUAAGUGCAGUAAAGUGCAAUACUGUAAAUAUUAUAGAUUAAAAAUAGCCGUACAUUCUUAUUCUGUUAAUAAUCAGUUCUUCAAGAACCAUAAUUUAAGUCCUUUAUGCUCAGACUGGAUACAUUGCAGUUUAGUGCCAAAAUGACAGUCUGAGUUUUCUAGGAAUGGAUAAAAAUAUAUGUAUCACGUAUGGAAAAAGACAAAUGCUAUGAUUUCUAGUCAAGUCAAUGUGCCAUAUUUCUGAGAAGUAAGAUGAAAAGCCUGUAUGACAUUUUUUGCAAUCAUUUUAAGUAAAUACAAACAAACACACAAAAAAACAAGUAAAUGUUUUGUUGAGGUGGACAAGUUCAGUGUUUGCCAAUUUUUCUUUUUACGGGUUAUGUACACACCAGAACAAAGUUGUCUAAGCAGCACAGAGAGUCUAAACGGGGGAAAGUCCCUUGAAAUUAUAUUAACAAAGUGUCUAGGUUAACUAACCCCCAUGUUCUCAUUUGCUUUGUAAUUCUCUUCUAAUCAAUUUAUUAUGUUGUGAGUUUGAUUGUGAGAACAAAUACUGCUCUUGUCUACUUCUAACAAGAUAGCUCAUUUUUUUUGCCUUUGUUAUUGAGGCCUGCAUUGAUGGAAGUUUAUUCUCUCAAUACUAUUGCCAGUAAGCUUGUUUUUUCUCAAGUUGUAUUUAUCAUCUAGCAAUCCAUUACUAGUUUUGGCUUUUGUGAUAUUUAUCAAACCCAGAUAUUUCCACAGGGCAAAAAGUAAUGCAUUGCGUCUUUUCAGUUUGAGACAUUUGCAUUUCCCCCCAAUUUUGGUAUUUUUUGACAAGCACAUUUUCUGAAAUUUGUCAAAGUGCUGCCAUUUCCCACCUAUUUAUUAUGUGAAAAGUGGUUAUAUUUUGGAAAUGUUUGAUCUGAUAAAUUUUACUUGUCUUUCCUACGUCUUUGUGAAAGCCUAAUAUCUCUUUAAACCAAGGCGGCAAUGUUAAUAUAGCAUUAACCAUCAUAGAGGGAUGUGGAGAAUAAACACAGGCAAGUAACAAAAUUGGAACUAAGAGCAACCUUUAUCUGGAAGGUAUAAACUUUAUUUAUAGUAAUAAAUAUAAAUUGUAUACCUUCUAGAUAAAGUUUAGUCUUCUUUCAAAUAUUGUCAAUUAUCACAUUUUACACCUAAAAUAAUAAACACUCUCCCCAUAGCAACUCCAUAAUUUAAAACAUACAAACAGGGAAUAUUGCCAUAAGGAGCCACUAAAUUGAAAUGAAUAAGCAGUUAUAUUGGCUACCCACAAUACUUUGGGGUGCUGUGUUGCAUAAUGCUAAUAGCUAAAGGCUCAGUCCUGCAGCCUUUGCUCACUUGGAUAGAAACUCAUCCUGGUGCAGAGGGAUAGCACAAGCUUAUGUAUUGCUUCUGUUCAUUUAAGCCCUAUUUUGCAUGGUCCAUCAGCUGUGCUUUACACUUCUGUGCAGGAGUGAAUUUCACCCUCAGACAGUUCCAUUGACUUCAGAGAAACUUCUCAAAUGAGGAGUGGCUGCAGGAUUGGUCCUUGAGUGCCUUCAACCAUCUUAGAAAUGAAGUUGCCUGCUCGCCUGCACUUCUUGAAGCGUAUUACAUAAAAUAUGCACACUUGGAUAAGAAUUGCCUACUAAAAAGUAAACCUUUGCUGUUAUCCUGGAUACCAGCAGAGUAAGAACUUCCAUAUGCCAGUCAGGUGUCUCCUCUUUGUAAUUUAUUCCAGCAAUUUUUCUUUUAUUUAUACCAUAAAUACAUGAAAACAAACCCUCGGUAACUACAAAGUGGUCUGGGUCUGUGUUACUCUCUCUCUCUCUCUCUCUCUCUCUCUCUUUUGUUUUGUUUUUGUUUUUAGUUUUGUGUCGCUGAAAACUCGACUAGUUUCUUAAGACAUGUAAGUCCUCUCAGUGGCUAGUUCGGAUAUAUCUAAAC
Molecule: messenger RNA, 4491 nt
Organism: Pelodiscus sinensis (Chinese soft-shelled turtle)
Lineage: Eukaryota; Metazoa; Chordata; Testudines; Trionychidae
Gene: SHOX
Product: SHOX homeobox
Biological process (GO): regulation of transcription by RNA polymerase II
Cellular component (GO): nucleus
Molecular function (GO): DNA-binding transcription factor activity, RNA polymerase II-specific; sequence-specific double-stranded DNA binding
Source: RefSeq, a predicted model, not a curated record